Pterocles gutturalis (yellow-throated sandgrouse) is the source of this 1582-nucleotide messenger RNA. RefSeq names its product GRB2-associated-binding protein 1-like. The record is from RefSeq and is a predicted model, not a curated record. The annotation marks the transcript as partial. Lineage: Eukaryota; Metazoa; Chordata; Aves; Pterocliformes; Pteroclidae. The transcript is spliced from 6 exons.
UGGAAGAGGAGAUGGUUUGUGCUUCGCAGCGGCCGUUUAACGGGGGAUCCGGAUGUAUUGGAAUACUACAAAAAUGACCAUGCUAAGAAGCCUAUCCGUAUUAUUGACUUAAAUUUGUGUCAACAAGUGGAUGCUGGAUUAACAUUCAACAAAAAAGAGUUUGAAAACAGUUACAUUUUUGAUAUCAACACUAUAGACAGAGUUUUCUAUUUGGUAGCAGACAGCGAGGAGGAGAUGAAUAAGUGGGUUCGAUGUAUCUGUGAUAUCUGUGGGUUCAACCCUACAGAUGAAGAUGCUGUGAAGCCACCAGUCAGUUCUGUACAAACAUCUGCUGAGUUACCCUUGCCCAUCAACACUUCACCACCUUCUAUGCAAGCAGAAUCUUCCCUACCUCCUCCUUACCAGCUUAUUAAUAUCCCCCCACUGGAGUCCUCCUCUGGUCAAGAAGAUCCUCAAGACUACCUACUGCUAAUAAACUGUCAGAGUAAAAAACCUGAACCUGUAAGCCAAGGGUCACCCUUUCUCUCAGAAGAAGGGCAGGAAUACCUGCUAUUAGAAGAUUUUGAAAGUAAAAAGAUUCCGCUGCAAUCUCAUGCUGACUCAGCAAAAUCGAGCUCUUCUGAAACAGACUGCAAUGAUAACGUGCCCUCCCACAAAAACCCUGCUCCAUCUGUGAGCAAGCAUGCUGUGAAUGGCUUUUUUCAGCAGCAAGGUGUCUAUGACUCUCCACCUUCUCGUGCUGGACUGACCUUGGCAGACUGCAGCCUUUACAACCUGCCUAGGAGUUACUCACAGGAUGUUUUACCAAAGGCAGCGUCUCCAUCUGGGACUGAUGCGGAAGGAGAGCAACAUGUUUUCAAUACCCCGUCAGCAACAUCCUCAUUAGACACGCAGAUGAGACACAUCUCCAUUAGCUAUGACAUUCCCCCCACACCUGGAGGUACUUAUCAGAUUCCACGAACUUUCCCAGAGGGAACGUUGUCUCAGACUUCAAAACUGGAGACUAUUCCAGAUAUUCCUCCACCUCGGCCACCAAAACCUCACCAUGCUGCAGAUCGAUCUCCUGUGGAAACGUGUAGCAUAAGUCGCACAGCUUCGGAUACUGACAGUAGUUAUUGCAUCCCUACAGCAGGAGUGCCGCCCUCACGCAGUAAUACCAUUUCAACUGUAGAUCUGAAUAUCUUUCGUAAAGAAAUUAGUUCUCAAGACUGUUAUGAUAUUCCACGAACGUUUCCGAAUGACAGAUCUAAUUCAUUGGAGGGCUUCCAUAACUACUUUAAAAACAGAAGCAUGUUGACAGUGGGAAGUGUUUCAAGUGAAGAACUAGAUGAAAAUUAUGUCCCAAUGAAUCCCAACUCUCCUCCACGACAGCAUUCCAGCAGCUUCACUGAACCCAUCCAGGAAACAAACUAUGUACCAAUGACACCAGGCACGUUUGAUUUUCCAUUAUUUGGGAAGCAAGUCCCUCCUCCAGCUCACAUGGGUUUCAGGUCCAGUCCAAAGACCCCUCCCAGACGAUCAGUACCUGUUGCAGAAUGUGAGCCGCCGCCAGUGGAUCGGAACCUCAAACCAGACAGAAAAG